AUGGGGUUCCUGCAUCUUGUGUUGAAUGCGAUAUACAGUGGUCCGAGAAAAGUGGUGUACCCCUGCAGAAUCCUUGACAAGACGAUACCAAAUGAGGAGGGACUCAACAACGUGGUGUGCCAGGGGUUCCUUAUUCUAACGUACCGCAGGAAUUUCUCCCCCCUUCCAAACUCGGCUCUGACAUCCGACCAGGGCUGGGGUUGUUUGGCGCGGGCCUCGCAGAUGCUGCUCGCCCGUGCGCUGUGGUGCCACUCGCCGAGCGACUUCCAACUUGAGUACUUUCGCGACUUAGACUCUCCUCAGGGUGCUCCUUUCUCUCUACACAACAUGGUGAGGGGAGUGUCUGCAGAAGGGAGUGACUUCCGAAAUGAAUAUUGGCCGCCAAGUCAAGGCUGCAAGGCGAUUCGAUGGUGCGUCGACGAGGCGGUAAAGCGGGGCAUUCUCUCAUGUGGAAUGGAGGUUGUGGUGGCGCUCGGCGGGUGUGUAUCGCUUGACAAUGUGUGCAAGCAUCUGGAGGCGAAUUGCGCGGUGCUCAUACUGGUCCCAGUGCGGUCCGGUACGUCACGGUGCAUCACACAAACAAUGUUCUGGGCGCUCGAGCACGUUCUGUACUUCUCAUCGUGUGUCGGUGUUGUGGGCGGUGUUCCCAACCGCAGCUAUUACAUUCUGGGGACGUGCCCCUCGGGGAUGCUUUACUUGGAUCCUCAUUGCGUGACAAAGGAAGCUCUGCUCACGUGCGACGAGGGAGAUACUGCUGCUGCUAUUCCAACAGCUAGCGAUGUGAAAUGUGUGGAGUGGCAUCGGGUGGAUACGUCCUUCUUCAUCGGUUUCUAUGUGGCCUCUAUGAGUGCCUGGCAAGAGUUCCAGAAACAGUUGGAGAAUGUGGAGAGGCAAUUAGCGGUGCGAAUUCUCUCUGUCAUGAGGAAUGAGUCUCUAGGUCCCUGCAACUUGGACAUUGGUGACUGGCCUAGUUGUAAUGAAUAG
This is a messenger RNA of Trypanosoma grayi, 984 nucleotides long. Its product is annotated as putative AUT2/APG4/ATG4 cysteine peptidase. The transcript has a single exon. Lineage: Eukaryota; Euglenozoa; Kinetoplastea; Trypanosomatida; Trypanosomatidae. Bases 1 to 984 code for a protein of 327 amino acids. Gene Ontology annotation, molecular function: protein-phosphatidylethanolamide deconjugating activity. The record is from RefSeq and is a predicted model, not a curated record.